GUGCGACGCCUGAAGAUUUGUUUUCCCUUUACGUCUUGUCUGUCUGUCUGUCUGUCUGUCUUGUCUUGUCUCUUGCUCGGGUUCUCCCUGCUGGUUCCCCAUCGUUCACUCAAAUACCGGUGGUGGUUCCCCAUUUACCCCUACUUCGGGCCUUUGCUCUUUCUCUUUUUGCUUCCCUUGAUUUGUUCGGAUUAUGCCUUGCGCCCAGCAACGAUAGCAUGGCAGCCGAUGACCGCAGCCUGGAGGUUAAGGCGGUUGCGGCCGUCUUCAUGUCUGUGGCCUGCAUUGCGGUGAUACUGCGAUGCUAUGUGCGCGGAUGGAUUGUACGAGCGUUUGGGAUUGAUGACUGGGCUAUGGUGGUUGCCAUGUUGUUUUAUUGCAUGUUUUCUGGUUGUAUGAUUGGAGGUUCCCUCAAUGGAACUGGCAAGCAUUUCAACGUUUUGAAUGCACACCAGCGCGUGACCGCCAUGAAGUAUUGGUGGUUCUGCGAGAUUGCGUACUGUUUUUCGGCCAUGGGUUGCAAGAUCUCUGUCUGCAUUUUCCUGUUGCGCAUUACCGUGCGCCGGUUGCAUAUCUGGAUCCUUCGCAUCGUGAUGGUGUUGACCGUCGUUGCCGCCCUGGUCUUUAUGUUUUUGAUGCUGCUGCAGUGCAGGCCAGUCUCAUACUUCUGGACGCGCAAGGCCUUUGAUGAUAGUAUCCAUGGCGAGUGCAUCAACAUGGAGAUCAUCAUCGCCAUGACCUAUGUGUAUAGUGCAUUUGCCGCACUGUGUGAUUUUACCGUGGGCAUCCUGCCUAUCUUCAUCGUCAAGAAUCUGCACAUGCGGAAGCAGACCAAGAUGGCCGUGGUGGGCAUUCUGGGCAUGGCCUGCAUUGCCUCGUCUGCGACGAUUAUCCGCAUUCCCUGGGUACAUACCUUUUCGGACCCGGACUUUCUCUAUGCCACCGUCGAGAUUGCCCUCUGGUCCAACAUCGAAACCGGCCUCGGUAUCACCGCCGGUAGUCUCGCUACCCUCCGCCCUCUCGUCCGCCACUGGCUGGGCUCCCACUCCGACCCGAACUACUACGGCCGAUCCCCCUUCGGCGGGCCCUCCGGCUCGCGUCGCAUGGGCGGCGGCGCCAGUCACAACCACGCGCGAUCGCACGAUCGGCCGGUGCCGCUGGGCUCACUCGACGACACGGCGGUGCAGGGCCGUCUGCGGCCGGACAAGCUGGCGGUGACGGUGACGACGAUCCACAGCCAACGGGGGCCUAUGAACUCCUCGUCGAACAGCAGCGAGGAGCAGCUCACGGCGGGGCUGUCGGACAGCGGCAGCAAGGAUAGCCGAGGCAGCCGCCGCGGCGAGCCCGACUCGAAGGGAUCCGCGGGGGGAUACCGGGGCGGGGGCUUCGGCGGGAUCCAGCGCACCUUCGAGGUGACACAGACCUCGUCGGCGGGGGAUAGUUCGUGUCAUGAGCACAGCAUGGUUUAAAACUUCUUCUUCUUCUUUUCUUUUCUACGGCAAUUUAUACCCUAGGGCAGGUUACGGGCAGGUGGGACAGAUGUAGAUACUGGAUAGAUGGAUUUACUUCUGGUCUGUAUGUAUGAGUAUGGAUGGGCAUGGGGCAUGUAUGUAUAUACCACUUUGUUAUGACAUUUUUCUUUUGUUCGGC
Messenger RNA from Aspergillus saccharolyticus JOP 1030-1, 1650 nucleotides. Its product is annotated as putative integral membrane protein. The record is from RefSeq and is a predicted model, not a curated record. The transcript has 5 exons. Bases 219 to 1469 code for a protein of 416 amino acids. NCBI's taxonomy places the organism in Eukaryota, Fungi, Ascomycota, Eurotiomycetes, Eurotiales, Aspergillaceae.